AUGUCUUCUGCUUCCUGCAUCUUCUGCAAGAUCAUCAAGGGUGAUAUCCCUUCUUUCAAACUCUUUGAGAGUGACAAGGUCUUUGCCUUUCUCGAUAUCCAGCCCUUGAGCCGCGGCCAUGCUCUUGUGAUUCCCAAGUUCCACGGCGAGAAGCUCAUUGAUAUCCCUGACGAGGACCUUGUCGAAAUCCUGCCUCUGGUCAAAAAGAUUGCCAAAGCUUUUGGUGCCCAGGAUUUCAAUGUUUUGCAGAACAACGGACGUAUCGCCAACCAGGCCGUCGACCAUGUUCAUUUCCAUAUGAUCCCCAAGCCCAAUGAGAAAGAUGGUUUGACCCUUGGCUGGCCUGCACGGGCCACCGAUAUGGAAAAACUGAAGAUUCUUCAUGAAGAAAUUAAGGCCAAGAUGUGA
Molecule: messenger RNA, 408 nt
Organism: Penicillium taxi
Lineage: Eukaryota; Fungi; Ascomycota; Eurotiomycetes; Eurotiales; Aspergillaceae
Product: HIT family protein
Exons: 6
Coding region: 1-408 (135 amino acids)
Biological process (GO): nucleotide metabolic process
Molecular function (GO): catalytic activity
Source: RefSeq, a predicted model, not a curated record